GAUUCAAACUGGUAUCUCUUCAAUGAUGAAAAGGUGGCUAUAUCUCAGAAUCCACCAAAAUUAUUGGGUUAUGUCUACUUAUACGAACGAUGUUAUGAACCCGAAGUGUCCGAGGAGACUGAAGUCUCUGAGGAGACCGAAGUGCCCGAGGAGACUGAAGUGCCCGAAGAGACCGAAGUGCCCGAAGAGACCGAAGUGACCCUGUGUGAAGAUUAA
Messenger RNA from Loa loa (African eye worm), 216 nucleotides. RefSeq lists its product as hypothetical. The transcript has a single exon. Lineage: Eukaryota; Metazoa; Nematoda; Chromadorea; Rhabditida; Onchocercidae. The record is from RefSeq and is a predicted model, not a curated record. The annotation marks the transcript as partial.